Messenger RNA from Arachis stenosperma, 1530 nucleotides. Its product is annotated as BTB/POZ domain-containing protein At5g03250. Bases 16 to 1509 code for a protein of 497 amino acids. The transcript is spliced from 2 exons. NCBI's taxonomy places the organism in Eukaryota, Viridiplantae, Streptophyta, Magnoliopsida, Fabales, Fabaceae. The record is from RefSeq and is a predicted model, not a curated record.
GCAGAAUACCUCGAAAUGACUGAAAAUUAUGGUGAAGGAAAUCUUGUUUCGCAGACAGAAGCUUUUCUGAAUGAAGUUUUUAGUACUUGGCCAGACUCCAUAAAAGCCCUUGAAACAUGUGAGGAAGUGCUACCUUUCGCCGAAGACCUGCAUGUUGUUUCAAGGUGUAUUGAUUCCUUGGCAAUGAAGGCUUGUUCGGAUCCAAGCUUAUUCAAGUGGCCAGUGGGAGGACGUAAAAGCCAAGACAAUGCAAUGGCGAACGGAAUUUCCACUGAGAUAAAGCCACAACCUCAAGGUGAUAAUUGGUGGUAUUAUGAUGUGUCUUUGUUAAGCCUGCCCUUGUUUAAACGACUGAUUUUAGCCAUUGAAUCGAAAGGUAUGAAACCUGAAAGUGUCGCAGGAUGUCUCAUAUAUUACCUUAGGAGGUUUCUCCCCUUGAUGAAUAGGCAAUCAAGUUUCAAGGAUAAAUCACAUGCAACCAUUCCCACAACCUCUGAAGCAGAUCAAAGAGCUCUGUUGGAAGAAAUUGUGGAGUUGCUUCCAAACAAGAGGGGGGUCACAUCCUCCAAACAUCUGCUUAGGUUGCUCAGAACAGCCAUGAUAUUGCGUGCAAGUCCAUCCUGCAAGGAAAAUUUGGAGAAAAGGGUAGGAGCUCAACUAGACCAGGCUGUGCUCGUCGAUCUUCUCAUUCCAAAUAUGGGAUACUCAGUUGAAACCCUCUAUGAUGUAGAUUGCAUUCAUAGGAUUCUUGAUCACUUUAUGUCUAUAUACCUCCCUGCAUCUGUAACAGCUUCCCCACUAAUACUCGAAGAGGGAACAUUGAUAGCUGCGAAUGAUCCAUUGACGUCGAUGACAAUGGUGGCAAGCUUGUUAGAUGGAUAUCUUGCUGAGGUGGCUUCAGAUGCUAAUUUGAGCUUGUCUAAGUUCCAGGCACUUGCUGUUGCAGUUCCGGAUUAUUCUAGGCCGCUUGAUGAUGGUAUAUAUCAUGCAGUAGAUAUUUACCUUAAGGCACAUCCGUGGCUGACAGAUACUGAAAGAGAGCAACUUUGCAGACUGAUGAACUGCCAAAAACUCUCAAUUGAAGCAAGCACUCAUGCAGCGCAAAAUGAAAGAUUACCUCUCCGUGUAAUUGUUCAAGUCCUGUUCUUCGAACAGCUUCGGCUUCGCACGUCAAUAUCCGGCUGGUUCUUUGUUUCUGACAAUCUUGCAAACUCACAAGACCAAAGUGGAAAUCUCGGCCUCCAUAGGAGUGAUAGUAAUCAUCAACUGGACUCUGCAGGGGGAACAGACAACGUGAGAGAACGUCUUUUGCAGAUCGAGAAGGAAUGCUCAGAAAUUCGAAAUGAGCUGCAGAAGUUGACAAAGACAAAGAGAAGUUGGAACAUUUUCUCUAGAAGGUUUGGCUUUAGGAGAAAAACAGAUUCUAGCAGUUCAAAAGAAUCAAAUAGCACUAACGCAAAGACACAAUCGUCCACUGUAAAUGGAAAACCAAAUCGGGAAAGUAGUUGAUCGUCAUCAUUGAUGUCCAAG